AUGUCCAAUGGAAAUACGGUCCAUGCGUCUACUGCAGAAAAUUAUAAUGAUUCUUCAGAAUCUCAGCGAGAGGAUUUGUUGCCAGAAAAUCCUGAUAUCUCUCAUCAGGAGAACCAGUACUCCGUUGCUCAAUCUGAUCAAGAGUAUGCAUAUGAAAACGCCAAGCAGCAGAUGAAUUCUGCAUUUGAUGUCUCACAGACAAACAUGCUGAAUCAAAUGCAGAAUCUUGCUUCAUUAACAAAUGUGAUGAAUGAACAAAGUCUGAGGGAGCUUGAGCUUCAGUACUCAACACUCCGAGGGGUACAAUCUAUGCCAUCAAGAAGCAACGAUUCCUCACUAGGUGGCCAAAACAUUUCUGUGCCAGAGGCUCUCAGAGAUGGUGGUGGUAGUCAAACAACGGAGCCAAGCCAACAUAACUUACCCGGUGCCAAUAUUGCUACUGGACCAGCUCUUACUCGACAGCUACCAAUGCAUCCAUACUCUCAGCAUACUGUGCCUCUAACUCACUUUGCAAACAUGAUGAGUUAUCCUUUGAUGCCUCAGAGCUACCCAUACAUGCCAUCAACAUUCCACCAAGCAUUUGCUGGUAAUAAUAGCCCAUACCACCCCUCCCUGGCCGCUUUGCUUCCACAGCACAAAAACAACAUUUCAGCCAGUCAUUUGCCUCAGUCAGCAACUUCUGCCCAUAUCUCCUCCGCUUAUGGGUUUGGGAAUUCAAGCAAUGUGGGAGCCGGAAACUUCCCUCUUAACCACCAACAACAAAAACAGCAGCAGGCAGUUCCUACUGGGGCAACACUUAGUUAUGAAGACAUCAUGAAUCUACAGUACAAACAGAACAACCAUCUAUUGUCACUUCAACAACAACAACAACAACAGAAUGAUAACUCGCCUCAAUGGGUUCAUGGACCUGCUUCUCAAACAAUGUUUGGUGUCCAGAACAGUGCGUACUACAACCUUCAAGCACAACAGCAAGCUCAGCAACCUCGACAAGCUCAGCAACAGGCGCAACAGCAAUAUGGAUCACUCGGUUACCCAAACUACUAUCAGUCACAGACCGGAAUGUCAGUGGAGCACCAACAGCAAAACCCCAAGGGAGGGUGGGUCGCAAGGCCAGCCGUCAAAGCAAACUCAGCAGCAACACCUCUGGCAAAACUCUUACUAGCCGGUUUCGGUCCGCUCUGUGUACUUGUCACGUAG
Molecule: messenger RNA, 1197 nt
Organism: Eruca vesicaria subsp. sativa (arugula)
Lineage: Eukaryota; Viridiplantae; Streptophyta; Magnoliopsida; Brassicales; Brassicaceae
Source: the annotation of a GenBank genome assembly